AUGGCAUCCAUCAAAGUCCAUGGAAGUGUGUUCUCGCCCGCUGUAAUGCGAGUCUUCGCUGCCCUCUAUGAGAAAGAGCUCCAGUUCGAGUUUGUCAACGUCGAUAUGAAAGGCGGAGCUCAUAAAAAAGAACCAUUCCUUUCUCUCAAUCCAUUUGGACAAAUACCCGCCAUGGAAGAUGGAGAUCUAAAGCUUUUCGAAUCAAGGGCAAUGACCAAAUACAUUGCACACAAUUACAAUGAUAAGGGGACGCAACUUUUAAUCCAAGAUCCAAAGAAGAUGGCAAUUGCGUCUGUGUGGAUGGAGGUGGAGGCUCACCAGUUUGACCCGCCGGCUAUGAAGCUGACCUGGGAGCUUGCUAUAAAGAAAAUGUUCGGCAUGGAGACGGAUGCAGCCGCGGUGGAGGAGAACGAGGGCAAGCUGGCUAAGGUUCUGGACGUGUACGAGUCUCGGUUGGCUAAGUCCAAGUACUUGGCUUCUGACUGCUUCACCAUUGCAGAUCUUCACCACCUCCCUAAUAUUCAGUACUUGAUGGGAACUCAGGCCAAGAAGCUGUUCGAUUCGCACCCCCAUGUCAGCGCAUGGUGCACCGAUAUCUUGGCAAGGCCAUCUUGGUCGAAAGUCAUGGCCAUGCAGAACCAAAAAUGA
Molecule: messenger RNA, 648 nt
Organism: Cornus florida
Lineage: Eukaryota; Viridiplantae; Streptophyta; Magnoliopsida; Cornales; Cornaceae
Product: glutathione S-transferase-like
Exons: 3
Coding region: 1-648 (215 amino acids)
Cellular component (GO): cytoplasm
Molecular function (GO): glutathione transferase activity; glutathione binding
Source: RefSeq, a predicted model, not a curated record